Molecule: messenger RNA, 2624 nt
Organism: Canariomyces notabilis
Lineage: Eukaryota; Fungi; Ascomycota; Sordariomycetes; Sordariales; Chaetomiaceae
Exons: 2
Coding region: 198-2492 (764 amino acids)
Source: RefSeq, a predicted model, not a curated record
GUUGGUGGUGUUGCAUGUUCCUUGCUCCUGUUCUCAUGACCUUAUGAUCUCCAUGGCUGCUUCAAGAUACCACUAGAAUUCGAUUCGCGCUCGAUUGGCCGUUGCCAUCCCAGAACCCCCACGAAACGUAACCACUCUCCCUCGCACGCAUCGCGAGGAAUUGACCUACUCUUGGGCCUCUCGGGCCCCCUCCGAGGAUGAGCCACCCACCGCCGCCUCCCCCGCCACCGCAUGGGGAGAAUCCGAGGACAACGGCCGGUGGCUCCGGUCUCCCACCUGGGCGAUACGAUAUCUUCAUCAUACCAGAGCACUCGGCCGGCGCCGGAUUCCUCUACCUGCCGUCGUUGAAGCCGUCAUGGAACAGCUUCAUCGCCGGCGGCGUUAGUGCGACCUUGUUUAUGAUGACCUUGCUCGUGCUCCGAGACGCAUCCGCCGGCCCACAACGGACGCAUACCGCGGCCUGGUUUUGGCCGCUCAUGGGCGCUCUGAUGAUAGGCGGAGUUGGCAUUGGGGCGUUCAUGUUGGGGCGCACUCAGCACGAGCCCUAUGCGCGACGUAGUACAGGAGGCGAUAGGCCAAGCGAUAGCCAGAAGCCAAAUGGGGGAGGAUACGCGGGCUCAGGGUCGUGGUACAACGCGCCGCCGAACAACGGACCGCCUCCGAACCAGGCACCCCCGCCUCCGCCUCCGCCUCCGCCGCCACCGCCGCCACCGCAACACGACAUGCCAGGAAAUGGUGGAGCUCAGUACCACUCCUGGCAGGACCAAUCCACGCCGCCGGAGCCACAACCCCAGCCGCAGCCGCAGCCGCAGCCCCAACCUCAAGCUCAACCACAGCCCGAGCCUCAACCAAACCCGCACGAGCCGCCGCGCGACGAACCCAAGCCACAGCCUAAACCAACUCCCCAACCCCAAGCCCAGCCAACACCACAGCCGCCCCCACCCCAGGCCAAUCCGCCAAAGAUGGAAACCCCAAAGGGCGCAUGGGAAAAGGCGAGGGAAGAGACCCGAAAGAGAGAGGAGGAGCGCAAAGCUCGAGAGGCAGAGGCCAAGCGGAGAGAGGAGGCAGCUCGCCGGCUACGCGAGCUGCGAGAGCGGGAGGCUAAGGAGCGCGAGAGGCGGGAGAGGGAGGCUCGGGAACGAGAGAUCAAGGAGAAGCUGCGCAAAGAGCAGGAAGCCAGGGAGAGAGAGCGUCUCGAGAAGGAGUUACGGGAGAAGGUUGAAAAGGAGUUGCGUGAGAAAGCCGAGCAGGAGGCAAGGGAACGAGAAGCUCGCGAGCGAGAGGCGCGAGAACGGGAAGCCAGGCUUAGGGAAGAGGCCCGGAAGCGCGAGGAAGCUCGGCAACAGGCAGAAAAGGAACGGCAAGCGGCAAGGGAGCGGGAAGCCAGAGAAGCGAGAGAGCGCAAAGAGCGAGAAGAGCGCGCAGCUCGGCUACGUAAGGAAGCUGAGGAGAAGGAAAAGGAGAAGGAGAAAGAACAGAAAGAACAGAAUGCGCGAAAGGGAAGCUCAUAUGCCUUCUCCUCGCUCGGCGAGAAGACAAGCAUGUGGCCAAACGGCAAGCCGCCGAGCGUCGCCCCGUCCCAAGCAACAUCCGCCCCGUCAACGCCAAAACCCGCCCCUCCCACUCCAUCAGCGUCCCCACCCAAACAGACUCCUUCCCCGACAAAACCGAAGCCUGCGACUUCGGCCACGGGUGCCGAAGACGCCUACUCAUAUCGCCCCUAUGACACACCCAAGAAACCAACCGCUCGCAAGAAGUCGGUGUCGGACUUUUCCGAAUCCUCCUGGGCACCCUCGGCCUCGACGGCACGCACCACCCCACCGCCUUCGAUGCGCGGCCCGUACACGACGAACGAUCCCCAGAAGAUCAUCAUCAAGGGAGUUUACGGCUUCCUGAACCAAUUCUCCAAAACGCCAGCAUCGCAGCUCGUUGCCGGCGUGGGUUCUGUCACAGACGGCCUCAUCAUGCGCAUCACCUCGGCGGGGCUCUUUGUCGAUGACGACGUGCGCGGCGUCGCCCAGCGCGAGUGGGACAUCAAGGCCUGGACACUCAAGCAAGUCGAGGUGUGGUGCCCCACGCACGCAGCCAACAGCGUCGGGACGACCCCGCCGGGAUCAGUGCCGAGUAAUCACCCCUUCUUCAAGACCAUGCCGACUAGCGCGCGGAGGGCCGCGGAACGGGGCGCGACAAAGACGUUUAUCGGGGAGGAGGCUGUGCAUUAUAUUGAAGAGCUUGGCAGGGCUUGUAGCGGCGGGUGCAAGAAGAGGACGGGGCCGUCCUCAGGCGACUUCAAAGGGUUCCACGUCGUCCGCGCAACGAUACGGGACCAGGAAGGGAAGCGAUAUCUGUUUGUGAUUGGCGAGGAGGAAGGGUGGAAGAUCGCGCAGGGCCUGUUGGCGCUGAGGGGCAGCAGCCAGGUCAGGGCGCUGGGCGUGGCGGGGCUCAGUAGCCUCGAGACAAAGACGAUUCUGGAGACGUUAGGGUGGGGCUGAGCGGGAGGGCGUUCAAUGCCCUCUUGCUGGCUCGGUGAGGUUCGAAUGGAGCUGCUGAUAUUAUCAGCAUGUGGCAGGCAGGCAAGGACCUGUACCAAGGAGCCCUAAUCAUGACAGGACGAUAUCCCACGC